This is a messenger RNA of Phragmites australis (common reed), 1463 nucleotides long. RefSeq lists its product as uncharacterized. Lineage: Eukaryota; Viridiplantae; Streptophyta; Magnoliopsida; Poales; Poaceae. Bases 16 to 1350 code for a protein of 444 amino acids. The transcript is spliced from 3 exons. The record is from RefSeq and is a predicted model, not a curated record.
AAAAGUUAAAAGCCCAUGUGCCAUAGUUCACACCACACGGCCCACCUAUUGUUUAUUGGGCUGUGUUGCUUCGCUUCCGCAAUUUCCCUGGCUGUUCCCCGGCGUCCGGCGCUGCGAGUCGGAGAGUUCGGAGGCUUCCGUUCCCCGUUGACCUCCGCCACCGGGCUCCGGCGAGAAGCCGAGGGAAGCCCAAUCCGCCCCGAACCCGCAGGUCGCCGUUCGAAACCUAGGGAUCUGAUCAAAUUCGAGGCUCUGGGUUUGUGGAAGUCGUUCGGUUCGUUUAGAAAUGCUUCUGGUAUUUCGCACGCCUGCGUUUCCGAUUUGCAUCAGCAUCAGCUCCAAGACGUGAUUUUGACAUUCUAUAUCAUGGCCUUUUUGCUCUGUUCACAAAUAAAAUUAAGCAAAGCAUUUAUUAGGAGGAGGAUUUCUGAGAACGGACAGGGCAGUUUGCCAAGGUCUCUUCAUUGCAACCCCAUGCAAUCAAGACAUGUUCAAAAUCUCGUGUUGCGAUGCAGCAAGAAUUUGCCUUGGGAGACCUCUCUUCCAUAUGCUUCCGCGGAGGAUGACGCCAGUAUUAUCAUGGGAACAGAUGUUGUUGAGCCUAUUGAUACGGAGGAAGCCCCACAUAUUACAAUCCUCCAGAGUGAUCAAGAUGUCGUGGAGGUGAAAAAUGAACCUUCUGUGCAGCUAACAGCAUUCAAACUGCCAAUGUGGCUAUUAGGGCCUUCUAUUCUGUUAGUUACGGGUAUAGUUCCAACUCUAUGGCUGCCUUUGUCUUCAGUAUUUCUAGGUCCUAACAUUGCUGGCCUUCUAUCUCUAGUUGGACUUGACUGCAUUUUUAACAUGGGAGCAAUGCUGUUUUUCCUUAUGGCCGAUGCGUGUGGGCGUCCAGAGAACAAUACUUUCGACCUGAAAAGGCAGAUCCCAACUUCUUACAGGUUCUGGAAUCUGGCUGCUAGCAUACUAGGCUUUCUUGCUCCUUUGGCCCUGCUUUUUGCAUCUCGCAGGGGCACUCUGCAGCCACAGCUACCAUUCAUUCCAUUUGCAGUGCUGCUUGGGCCAUAUCUUUUACUCCUAUCAGUACAGAUGUUGACUGAGAUGCUUACAUGGCACUGGAAAUCGCCGGUGUGGUUGGUGGCUCCUGUGGUUUACGAGUGCUAUCGCGUACUACAGUUGAUGAGGGGUCUUCAGUUGGCUGGCGAGAUCAGUGCACCUGGUUGGAUGGUGCAAAGUCUUCGUGGCUUGGUAUCUUGGUGGGUACUCGUCCUUGGAGUCCAAUUGAUGCGUGUCGCUUGGUUCGCUGGACUCAGCUUUGCUAAGAAUUCAAGUUAUGGAGUAAGUGAUGAAUGAACCAGUAAAUAAGACAAGAAAUAUUUCAGGUGUUCUUUUUUUGCUCAUUCUACCUCCGACGGCUACAAUGCUCUUCAUGUUAAUGGAGGUUCAUUUGUAAUUGUUGGACGCCA